UUAGCAAAUGCACAGUCGGAGGGGAAGAUGGCGACGCCUAUGGCUGUAGGAGGGCGCUCUCCCCCGGCGGCACCAGAACAGCCUUUGGAUGAAGAUGAGAGUAUGAUCAGGGAACUCGCACGGUUAUGUUAUGAUGAAGGGAUUCUGUCAGGGUCAGUGGAUCCGGGGGAAAUGACAGUGGAUGGAAGGGAAGUGACCUUUAGGGUGAACGAACGGAUAGAUAAGACAAAGGUUAGCUGGCUCAAAGAGCACACAGUCACGGUGAUAUUUAGGGAGGCAGCGCGCUUCUUUCCGAAGAAACUCAAAGACGAUGUGGUGAGAGCAUACGAAGAUGAACGAACGCAGGACGGGAGUUUUGAAGAAGGCUCGUUCAGACGGGGGAGGGUGAAGGUUGAGAGUCCGAAUGUGGUUUCCUAUAUAGCGAAGAGUGCGGCAAUAGCUACAUGGUUGAAGAACAAGGGCCAGGACGCGAUCACACUGGGAAGUACGAGAUACGUACUAGAGUUCAAGCCGUGGCUAACAAGGGUUCAGUUGAGAGAGCAGAGGAGAAGGGACGAGGAAUCCACGUUCUGGGUCAUAGCAGUACAAGUGCCCCUGGAUACGAUGUUCUAUCUGGAAGCUCAGAUCCAGAAGGCGAUUGGCCCUGUAAUUUUGGCACACCCGCCGGAGCCUGACCGUCUCAAACCGUCACUAAUUAAUCUCAAAUUUGAUUUGGAACUAGCCGCGCGGGGGAAUAUGAAGGAUAAGAUUUCUGUGAUAACUUUCAAAGGGGACACAUUAGUAGUUAACUUGGCUUCCUCGGAUACGCCAAUGUGCAGGAAGUGUAAGGCGUUUUUCCACUCUGAAGAUCAGUGUCGUCGGAAUCAGCAACAAGAUCGUUCACAUGGCCCUCAACAAUCCUCACCGGUUAUUCGUGGAGGAUAUCAAGGCCCGUUGCGCCCACGUCCGACUCAUUCAGAAGACGAGCGGCGAAGGCCGGCGAGCCCCUCACUGAGUGGAAUGGACCAGAAUCAUUUCAAUCCGGUUUUCUCACCGAGACUAUUCCCGGGACAAGGAGGACAAGCACAGGAGCGGAUGAUCCCAGGAGGGGAAAACGUCAACGGUCCCUCGACUUUUAUGCCAUGGAUAUCUCAAGGCAUGCCGGGUCUCACUGUGCCAAUGGGCGGCUAUGGACUCCCACCAGGACUGUUUGGAAACGCGCAAAGGGGCGAUCUCUUUGGUGGAUAUAGUGGUCCAAAUGGAGGAGGGCAUUUCAUACCGACGACAAGAAUGGGGGGAUACCAAUACGAAGACCAAUCUAUCUUCGAAAGGUGGCAACAAGAAGGUGGCAUCAGACGAGGGCAGGACGAAAGGCAGGAAAGAGGAGAAGAGAACAGGGGAAGGGUUUUCGGAAACGGUAACUCCCACGCUGCAGGCAGGCAGGGAGCAGAGGGAGGAAGACAAGAGGAAGAAGGAGGACAGCUUGAUGACAGGAGACAGGGAAACCGAACACCAGGCAAGCAGAGAAGACUUAGCAGAGAAGGAAGCUUCGCUUCGAAUUUGAGAACGGAGCUCUCUGGCUCCUCGUCACACUCCGCGUCCUCUCAACCAUAGGAGAUAGCUACACCAGGGUCAAAGACAACCCGUAGAAGAGGGCCGGUGACAGUGAACAGUGGACAACAGGACAACAUCGAGUCACGAAUAUU
Molecule: messenger RNA, 1685 nt
Organism: Chara braunii
Lineage: Eukaryota; Viridiplantae; Streptophyta; Charophyceae; Charales; Characeae
Source: the annotation of a GenBank genome assembly